AGACGUGGAUACUGGCUCUGUUACUGCUUGUCUAUGGACUGAAGCUGCAAAUAUUGAUGCAUUAUCCGUGUGGGCUUCUCGCUGGAAAGGUGCGUUCCGCGCAGAGAAAUGCUUAUUUGCGUUUUUCAACGCCAUGGGUAGGACCAAUGUCAGUACUUGUCACCAUCGCUACUGUACCAGGAUCCUUGGAAUCGCAAGAGCUAGUUAAAAAACUGGCAGGCUUUCGCCGGAUAUCCUCGACCAAGCAUAAGCUUUCCGCGCACGUCUUAUACCUCGCGCCUGGGACCACUGGGAAUCCGAACGCGUACUUGAACCUCGCUCGCGUCUUCGCUCAGACUUCAACGGUGGCUUUAUUUCCAGGAAACCUCUCCGUCGUGCCUCCGAAAAGUUUCCAACGGCCGGUCUCAUCAUCUUCUAGCCUUUCCAUUGACAAGCCUGUCGUCUUCAGCUUGCGUGGUCGAACGACAUUUCCCUUCUCGCCUCUGUCGCCCGUGCUCAUGGGGCGCGACAAUCCUGUCUGGUGCACAGAACGGUUCUUCCUUGGUCUUUCACGCCCGGCGAACUGGGCUGAAUGUCUCUGGCAGAUCUGGCUCGAGAACUUCGGAGGCGUCGAUGUGCGACCCACUACGGACUGGGUCGAUGAGGUUCGCACGUCACAUAACGCGUCAUCUGCUGAGGUAUUUGACCCCUAAAAUGCAAUGUGCGUGUACUAAUAAUCUGCGCCGACUAAAGCUAAGGGUACAUCGUCGAUUGAGCAAUAAAUUUCGAGGCGAAACUUGCAUCCUAUCUACGAGACAAACGGCCGCCGCGCGCAAUCUCGAACCCGAGACACAAACACGAAAGGCUCGGUGGUUGAAGAGGAGCUGCCGCCCGUGGAUGACGGGGCGCGAACAUGAUUGACGGCUUUGAUUUUCUUCCGGAUUUUCUGGU
Phanerochaete carnosa HHB-10118-sp is the source of this 930-nucleotide messenger RNA. RefSeq lists its product as uncharacterized. The transcript has a single exon. NCBI's taxonomy places the organism in Eukaryota, Fungi, Basidiomycota, Agaricomycetes, Polyporales, Phanerochaetaceae. Bases 147 to 692 code for a protein of 181 amino acids. The record is from RefSeq and is a predicted model, not a curated record.